UUUAUCGACCGACUAAAAAUGGUGCAGAUCGCCGGAAAAUACCAAUACAUCUCUAACGAGAACUUCGAGGAGUUCGUGAACGCGAUGGGACAGAAGGAAAUGGCGGCGCCGUUCCUGGUCUCCAAGCCGGUCGUCGAGAUCAGCCAAAAUGGCGACCAGUGGACCGUGGUCAUCUCCUCGGACGAGAAAAGCAGCUCGACCACCUUCAAGCUGAACGAACCCUACGAGGAGUGCCUGCCCUCGUUCGACCGCAAAUUCCCGUCCAUCACGACACAAGACAGCGACAAUCUCAGAACAGUAACAACGCUGUCCGACAGUAUCAAGAUCACUCGUCUCUACAAAUUCACAGAAACCGGAAUGAGUGUGCAAAUCUCAGCCUCCACGAUCGAUGUCACGGCAGUACGUACAUACAAGAGGCUCUAAACAGCAAACAAAAUUUAGAUAAACAAAUACAUCGCUCUUUUAUAUGAAUUAAAAAUAAACUUUUUUUUUAUAUCGCUA
Dufourea novaeangliae is the source of this 501-nucleotide messenger RNA. RefSeq names its product fatty acid-binding protein-like (gene Fabp). Gene Ontology annotation, cellular component: nucleus; cytosol. The coding region runs from base 19 to 423 and encodes 134 amino acids. Gene Ontology annotation, biological process: fatty acid transport. The transcript is spliced from 3 exons. NCBI's taxonomy places the organism in Eukaryota, Metazoa, Arthropoda, Insecta, Hymenoptera, Halictidae. The record is from RefSeq and is a predicted model, not a curated record. Gene Ontology annotation, molecular function: fatty acid binding.